Trichoderma aggressivum f. europaeum is the source of this 1731-nucleotide messenger RNA. RefSeq lists its product as uncharacterized. Bases 1 to 1731 code for a protein of 576 amino acids. The record is from RefSeq and is a predicted model, not a curated record. The transcript has a single exon. Gene Ontology annotation, molecular function: protein kinase activity; ATP binding. Lineage: Eukaryota; Fungi; Ascomycota; Sordariomycetes; Hypocreales; Hypocreaceae. Gene Ontology annotation, biological process: protein phosphorylation.
AUGGAGCUCAGCCAACAGUCGAUUCACGAUGUCAUCCAUCCAACCGCAGCCUUCUCGGAUGAGAGCAUCUGGGAGCAGUCGGCCGCUAAUGCCGCUGUCGAGGCUGCGAGAGAGACUUCGUGGGAUGAGUCUCCACUGAACCCCAAGAAUCGCAUCGACAGUCUGGAGCCUCCGGCGCGGCCCUUGUGGCGUAUUGAUGGCUGUACUGCAUUUGGAACUCAGUUUUAUGCCGUGCCUCUCUUCAUGGACUCGAUUCCCCCGUUCCGCAUUGAUGUCUUCAUACCCGAGCCAGCGACCCUCUCGCGCGAGCUGCGCAGCGUCCUCGACAUGGACGUGGCCUUCUACACAAGAGACGCAUCCCGCAUCUCACAGCUUGGCGUUACCCAGCAUGUGCUCCGGCUGCUCCAGUACUGGACGUCGACGUUGGAUGAUCCGCCUCAGAUAUAUCAAAACAUCCCCUUUGGCUCGAGGAUCGUCUUCAACAACCUUCCCAGGGAUGUCAGCCAAGUCCAGGUAUGCAUCGCUCCGACGUAUUACCUUGAGCGUCAGAUGCUGUCCGUGGCAUCAUUUGAAAGCUUCUGGGGGUCGCACCUGGACCUCCCCCCGACGGUCGACGUUCACGACGUCGUGUAUCUGUCACAGUUGCACGACAGUGUCUGUCUCAUUGAAUAUGAGGGCAAAACAUGGAUCUUCAAGGCCCUGACCAGCUACACCAAGUACUUGUACCAUGAACUACGACAGCUCCUCUCCAUCAAGGCUCACCCCAACAUUGUGGCACGACCGGUCCACCUCAUCACAAAGAAGUGCAGCUUUGGCAGCAAGACGGCCGUCCUCGGAUUCACGCUCGAGUUUCACGUCCAUGGCAGCCUGCGUGACUUGAUCCCUUUUUUGCAGGUGCAUGACCGAGUGUCGCUAGCCGACAAGGCCAAAUGGUCUGUCCAACUUGCGUCUGCCUUGGUGCAUCUGCGUGAGACGUCCAGCAUUUUCUAUCCGGACCUCCGGCUUGACAACAUUGUCCUGACGGAAUCUGGGGACGUUGUCAUGGUUGACUUUGAGCAGCGUGGCGUCUGGUGCGAGUUUGCCGCCCCAGAAGUCAACGCCAUCGAGUACGUCCGACUGUUGGCCGUCGACGACGAGAUCCCCUCGCGCAUUGUAGACAAGUAUGCCGCGAUGCUGACGAGCAUGCUUCCCGGGUGGGAGGAGAUGGGCCAGGGCGAAGAUUACGUCUGGCCAUCCAAGGGGUACAACGUGCCGUGGGCCUGCCUGACCCCCAAAGAGCAGGAGGCCUGCGAGGUGUACAUGCUCGGGCGAGUCCUCUGGUGCAUCUUUGAAUCCGAAAGCGCCCCCCAGCGAGCGGCGGUGUGGCUUUCGUACCGAUGGGAGCCCCUGGUUGAGUUUCCCGGAUACACUCGCACGCCACCCGCCAUGCGAGAUCUCAUCGAUCGCUGCACUCGCGGCCGGCAGGCUGGGCUUAGCAGGCUCAUCGUCCGCCGCAGAGACAAGCUGGUGUUGCGAGAUCUUGAAAACACGGGCGAGUCCACGGCGAAAGAGGUCCAGAAGACGGCGCGCGACUGGUGGGCAAAGGAAAUCGCCGACUCGGAGGCGUGGCUCAUGGAGCGCGCAGAGGGCAUGAAGAGGGGCGACUGGAACGAGAACUACUAUGACCGACCUAGCCUGCGUGAGGUCCGCGAGGAGCUGACCAAAUUUCUCGAGGAGAACCAUUUCUGUUAG